AUUCUGUCCUGGAUCAGACAGAGGACAGUCUGCUGUCUCUGAUUGGACAAACUGGAGGACUUAUUUGCUGUCUGGAGGACACAAAAUCUGGAUUCUGGUUCUGGAGUGAUCCAUAAUCUCUGCACUGCUUCAAAGCUCCAUGUGUGUGAGCUGAUGUGAACUGAGCAGCAUGGAUCAGUGUGAGGACAGAGAGGACAGAGUCCCUCCCUCUAAAACCACUCUGUGUGGAGAACAUGAGGACCAGAGCAAAGUUCAGAGGAAACGAUCAGAACCAGAACCUGAACCCAGCUGUGUGUCCUUAAAGAGCAACUGGUCAAAUGAUCAGCCUAUUAUUAAUUUUAAAUCAUCCCAACGUUCAGCUGCAAACAGGAUCCAACAGACCCUCAAACCAGAACCAGAACCCAGUUGUGUGUCCUUAAAGAGCGAUAAUUCAAUGGAUCUCCGUAAUGAUUUUAAAUCAGAGCAACCUUCAGCUGCAAAGAGAGUGGACCAACAGAACUCAGAGGUUCCCAGUGGUCCGUCUGCCCAGCAGCAUCAAACACAGCUGGACUCCAUAUUUAUGCUGCUGGAGGACAACAUUGUUACUUUUGUGAAGAACGAGCUGAAGAAGAUCCAGAAGGUUCUGAGUCCAGAUUACCCAAAAUGCUUAGAGAGUCAGUGGGAGGAUGAGGAGGUGUUGGAAGGUGAGGAUGAAGAGCAGAGGAGGAGCAACAGAGAUUAUUUUGUGAAGAUCACACUGAACUUCCUGAAGAAGAUGAAGCAGGAGCAGCUGGCUGGACGUCUGCAGAGCAGACUUCCCUCAGUUUGUCAACAUAAACUUAAAUCUGGUCUGAAGAAGAAGUUCCAGUGUGUGUUUGAGGGGAUCGCUAAAGCAGGAAGUCCAACCCUUCUGAACCAGAUCUACACAGAGCUCUACAUCACAGAGGGAGGGACUGGAGAGGUCAAUGAUGAACAUGAGGUCAGACAGAUUGAAACAGCAUCCAGGAAACCACACAGACCAGAAACAACCAUUAGACAAGAAGACAUCUUUAAAGUCCCACCUGGAAGAGAUCAACCAAUCAGAACAGUGAUGACAAAGGGAGUGGCUGGCAUUGGGAAAACAGUCUUAACCCAGAAGUUCACUCUGGACUGGGCUGAAGACAAAGCCCACCAGAACAUCCAGUUCAUAUUUCCAUUCACCUUCAGAGAGCUGAAUGUGCUGAAAGAGAAAAAGUUCAGCUUGGUGGACCUUGUUCAUCACUUCUUUACUGAAAUCAAAGAAAUCUGCAGCUUUGAACACUUCCAGGUUCUGUUCAUCUUUGAUGGUCUGGAUGAGAGUCGACUUCCUCUGGACUUCCACAACAAGGAGAUCCUGACUGAUGUUACAGAGUCCACCUCAGUGGAUGUUCUGCUGACAAACCUCAUCAGGGGGAAACUGCUUCCCUCUGCUCUCCUCUGGAUAACCACACGACCUGCAGCAGCCAAUCAGAUCCCUCCUGAGUGUGUUGGCAUGGUGACAGAGGUCAGAGGGUUCACUGACACACAGAAGGAGGAAUACUUCAGUAAGAGAUUCAGAGUUGAGGAGCAGGCCAGCAGGAUCAUCUCCCACAUGAAGACUUCAAGAAGCCUCCACAUCAUGUGUCACGUCCCAGUCUUCUGCUGGAUCACUGCUACGGUUCUGGAGGAUGUGUUGGAGACCAGAGAGGGAGGAAAGCUGCCCAACACCCUGACUGAGAUGUUCAUCCACUUCCUGGUGGUCCAGACCAAAGUGAAGAAGGUCAAGUAUGAUGGAGGAUCUGAGACAGAUCCACACUGGAGUCCAAAGAGCAGGAAGAUGAUUGAGUCUCUGGGAAAACUGGCUUUUGAUCAGCUGCAGAAGGGAAACCUGAUCUUCUAUGAAUCAGACCUGACAGAGUGUGGCAUCGAUAUCAGAGCAGCCUCAGUGUACUCAGGAGUGUUCACACAGAUCUUUAGAGAGGAGAGAGGGCUGUACCAGGACAAGGUGUUCUGCUUCGUCCAUCUGAGUGUUCAGGAGUUUCUGGCUGCUCUUCAUGUCCAUCGGACCUUCAUCAACUCUGGUGUCAAUCUGAUGGAAGAACAAAAAAACAUUUCUGCUUUGUCUAAUUACAUUUUGUCUUGGUUGAAAUUAUUUUACGAGCCAAAUCUAACAAGUUUCCAUCAGAGAGCUGUGGACGAGGCCUUACAGAGUCCAAAUGGACACCUGGACUUGUUCCUCCGCUUCCUCCUGGGUCUUUCAGUAGAGACCAAUCAGACUCUCCUGCAAGGUCUGCUGACAAAGACAGGAAGUAGCUCACAGACCCAUGAGGGAACAGUUCAGUACAUCAAGGAGAAGAUCAAUGAGAACCUGUCUGCAGAGAAAAGCAUCAACCUGUUCCACUGUCUGAAUGAACUGAAUGAUCGUUCUCUGGUCCAGGAGAUCCAACAGUCUCUGAGUUCAGGAAGUCUCUCCACAGAUAAACUGUCUCCUGCUCAGUGGUCAGCUCUGGUCUUCAUCUUACUGUCAUCAGGAGAAGAUCUGGAUGUGUUUGACCUGGAGAAAUACUCUGCUUCAGAGGAGGCUCUUCUCAGGCUGCUGCCAGUGGUCAAAGCUUCAAACAAAGUUCUAUUGAAGAACUGUAACCUCUCAGAGAGAAGCUGUGAAGUUCUGGCCUCAGUUCUCAGCUCCCAGUCCUCUAAUCUGAGAGAGAUGGACCUGAGUAACAACAAGCUGCAGGAUUCUGGAAUGGAGCUGCUGUCUUCUGGACUGAAGAGUCCAAACUGCAAACUGGAAACUCUCAGACUUAGAUCCUGUAACCUCUCAGGAAGAACUUGUGAAGUUCUGUCAUCAGUUCUUAGCUCCCAGUCCUGCUGUCUGAGAGAAGUUGACCUGCAGAACAACAACCUACAAGAUUCAGGGGAGAAGUUGCCGUCUGGUUCAGACUGUACACUGGAAAUAUUCAGGAAGCCUGCUGGAGUCCGAUGGUUGAAACCAGAUCUGAGGAAGUAUUCCUGUCAGCUCACAAUCGACACAAACACAGUGAACAGAAAACUCCAACUGUCUGAAGACAACAGGAAGAUGACAUGGAUGGAGGAGGAGCUUCAGUCAUAUCCUGAUCAUCCAGACAGAUUUGAUUUCUGGUCUCAGCUGCUGUGUAGUGAUGGUCUGACUUGUCGCUGUUACUGGGAGGUCGAGUGGAGAGGAAGAGUUUAUAUAUCAGUGAGUUACAGAAGAAUCAGGAGGAAAGGAGGCAGUGAUGACUGUUUGUUAGGAUUUAAUGAUCAGUCCUGGAGUCUGAGAUGCUGUGAUGGUGGUUUCUCUUUCUGGCACAGUAACAAAGAAACACCCAUCUCCUCCUCCUCCUCCUCCUCCUCCUCCUCCAUCUCUAACAGAGUAGCAGUGUAUGUGGACUGUCCUGCUGGCAUUCUGUCCUUCUACAGAGUCUCCUCAGACUCAUUGAUCCACCUCCACACCUUCAACACCACAUUCACUGAACCUCUUUAUCCUGGAUUCUGGAUCUGUUCUGGUUCCUCAGUGUUUCUGUGUUGAGUCUAAAGAGUCUCCUCCUGUCAGAGAAACACUCUCACUGUUGAACAGAUAGUUCAGUCUCUACAUGUCUGUCUCUUUCACUCAGAAACAUUUUCAUAUUCAGUUGGUUUCUUUCUGAAACUCUUGGAAAAGAUUCCUUGUAAACUUCGUCCUCUUCCAGUCCUUUAAAGAUGGUUCUUUACUGGUUCUUUACAGGUUCUUUACGUCUCUUCCAGUAAAUGUUUGAUUCUGGCUCUUAAUAUCACCAUCAGAAGAAGUUUUAACAUUUCUAUCUCCAAUCUUUUCUGUCAUGUUUCUUGUUUGUGUCACUAAUGUAGUUUUUCUUCAUCUGAUCUGAAUAGUUUUGUACUUUAGUCCCAGAUAAACAGGCUGCCUCCUCAGGAUCUGUGGGCUGUGAAGCUCAGGGUUUCUGGAACUGAUUUGUGAUGAAAAAUGAUGACGUGAGUGGAGCUGCUGUUUUAACUGCCCAGGUGGUUGUUCAGUUCCUCACUGUUAGUAUCUGCUAUGUUUUAAUGAGCCAGAUCAGUUCACAAUAUGACUUCUGAUGAGACUGUUCCUAAAAGAAGAAUCAUUCCAGACUAUCUGUGGCUGAACUGCAGAUGAUGGAAAUGUAAAUAUUGGAGAAUAAAACAGUAUUUGCUACCAGU
This is a messenger RNA of Girardinichthys multiradiatus, 4173 nucleotides long. RefSeq names its product protein NLRC3-like. The transcript has 11 exons. The record is from RefSeq and is a predicted model, not a curated record. Lineage: Eukaryota; Metazoa; Chordata; Actinopteri; Cyprinodontiformes; Goodeidae. Gene Ontology annotation, molecular function: protein binding. The coding region runs from base 170 to 3526 and encodes 1118 amino acids.